CCUGCGCGGCCCGGAUGAAGAGUAACGCCAUUACCGCCAGAGCCGCCGAGAGCCCUAGCGGACGCGUACUGGACGCUGACCGGCCGCACCAUGAGACUCCUCCCCCGCCUGCUGCUGCUUUUCCUGCUGGCCUUCCCCGCCGCCGUGCUGCUGCGAGGCGGCCCCGGAGGGUCAUUAGCUGUGGCUCAAGAUCUUACAGAAGAUGAAGAAACCGUGGAAGAUCCAAUAAUCGAGGAUGAGGAUGAUGAGGCUGAAGUAGAAGAAGACGAACCCACAGACUUGGCAGAAGAGAAAGAAGAAGAAGAAGAUGUGUCUAGUGAACCAGAAGCUUCACCGAGUGCAGACACAACCAUUCUAUUUGUAAAAGGAGAAGAUUUUCCAGCAAACAACAUUGUGAAGUUCCUGGUUGGCUUUACAAACAAGGGGACAGAAGAUUUUAUUGUUGAGUCACUAGAUGCCUCCUUCCGUUAUCCUCAGGACUACCAGUUUUACAUCCAGAAUUUCACGGCUCUUCCUCUAAACACCAUAGUGCCACCCCAGAGACAGGCGACUUUUGAGUAUUCCUUCAUUCCUGCAGAGCCUAUGGGGGGACGGCCCUUUGGUCUGGUCAUCAAUCUGAACUACAAAGAUUUGAAUGGCAACGUAUUCCAAGAUGCUGUCUUCAAUCAGACGGUCACGGUCAUUGAAAGAGAGGACGGGUUAGAUGGAGAAACAAUUUUUAUGUACAUGUUCCUUGCCGGCCUUGGACUUCUAGUUGUUGUUGGCCUUCAUCAACUUCUUGAAUCUAGAAAGCGCAAGAGACCCAUACAGAAGGUAGAAAUGGGUACCUCAAGUCAAAAUGAUGUUGACAUGAGUUGGAUUCCUCAGGAAACUUUGAAUCAGAUCAUGCAGAGUAGAAGAGAUAAAGCUUCUCCGAGAAGGCUGCCCAGGAAGCGGGCACAGAAGAGAUCGGUGGGAUCUGAUGAGUAAAUGUUGUUUGUGCAACAGUCCAGUCUGUGCUCCCCUGCCCUCAUGUUCUCCACCUCAUGGGAAUUAGUGCAGAGAACGCGUCACCACAGAAGGCAGCUUCUGCCUAUGUGUGGACUGAGCAGUCGGAGUCUGCGGCCAUAAGAUUGCUGAAAAUGCACUGCAUUUGUUUUCUAAAGUAACAAAUUUGGGUUUUUUUUAAAACCAUUAAACUGUAUGGGUGUGAAUGUCUGUGAGCAGUUGUCUUACCAGAAUCAUUGUUGAACUACCUGAAACACGCCUUUAGAAUGCUCAGCAAAACGCUCUUGCCGCUUCCCUUGUGAUGUUUUCCAUUUUGCACCCAAAUUCAAUUAAUAUUUUUUCCCAGUGUGGUUUUAGGUGGAUUGUUUGGAUGAAAUAAUUUGCUUAUUUCUUGGAGUCGAUCAAAUCCAAACUGAUGGCACAAACCAGCCCUUGGCUUGCUGUCUGUCACAGCUUGUAUUUUAACUGCACAGCACGGUGGCUGCUGGGUGAGCAUCAGAGGCAUGCUAGGUAGUUUGCUGCUGUUUGCUGUGUGCACCCCUUCAGAAAUUUAGCAAUAGAGUCAAAGAAUUUUGGAAUCACUAGCAACAAAAUUGUGAAGCCUGACAGUUCUACUGACACCAGUUUAUAAAUCCUAAUUCUAUGCCUGUUUUUUGUUUUGUUUGUUUUUAACCAAGUACAGUCUGUCUGUGCAAACUGGGCUGUCGUGUUGUCCAUUGUUCCGCGUGGCCUGGGGGCCUCCUUUCUUUGUUUGUUGUUGCUUUUAAGCAGAGCAUUUUGUUCUUAGUAGAAAUAAUCUUAAGAAAAAAAUUGUCAUGGUCUACAGUCCAAAGGGAUCACAUUUUAGGGGCAGGAAUACAUUUAAAUUAAUCCUAAUCUUUAUAGAAAUCUUAAUUGGAAAGUUUUAAAGUAGUUAUGAGGUUUAUCUUUUAACCCUGUAUUUAGGAGUUUUGAUUGUUGACCUACCUUCUUAUUAAUGUGAAAAAUCCCUAAACUCCAAGCACUUAAGAUUUCAAGACCAAAAUUAAGUUGGGUUUGAUAAAAUGACUCUAGUUAUUCCUGCCUGACCUAGUGAAUUAAGUUUGGCAUUAUUGUCAUACUUACUAGAAAUUAAUGUUGAGUCCGACUGGAUAAGAGGCUUCCCUCUGUCUUUGAAGCCAUAUUCUCCCUGCGUGUAUUAUAAGGAAGUGGUAAUUUCAGUAACACUUUUAUUCCUGACCUUUUUAAUUCUUGUUUUCUUGUGGUCCAAUCCCUUCCACAUACACCUAAAGGAAAGCACCAAAACGAAACACACACAGAAACAGAACUUAGAAGCUGUUUAACAUGUAAGCCAAAACCAAUGAUUGAAGGUCUUCUGUGUCCUCUGUAAUUGUUAAUCACUUACAAAAGGGGCUGAAAUGUCAAAUUGCCUGUAUUUGCUUAUCUGGACUGUAAACUCUGUAUGCCUGUAAUACAAUGUGUGUGGUUUUUAAUCGAGUUGUAUAAUUUGUUUAUUUUGAGGCCUGCAGAACUGUAUGGUUUUUGACUUGAUGUAAUAUAGGAGACCCUUCUCAUUCUCAACAUUUUCCAGAACCUUCUGUGAAUAUCUUAAGUUUGGUAAGCUACUGUCGCAUACUCCAGUAAGGUAUAAGUAUUAAAACCUUUAAAUGGCCCGCAGAGUUUAACUAAGUACCCGGGUAAAACACGGGGAGCUGCAGAGACCACGCUUAACAGCUGCCACCCUGAGUGAUCGAUCGAUCACUUGGGUACCAGCUCUGUUGUUGCUGAGGUCCAGGUCAGAGCCUGGGGAGUGUGAGAUGUGCUACUUUUAGUGUAGACUGGAGCAGUUGAAACCUGAGUCUUCCGUGCCAGGCGUCUACUAUAGCAUCAGUUAAGUAUUUAGCAGAAACUAACUCCAUAAUGAAUGGAAUUCAAUUCCACACAUGGUUUGUUCAAGCACACUUAAUAAGUAGUUGACUUUUCAAUGUCUUUUUUAAAAAUGUAAAUACUUGGAUGAAGCUUUUCUUUGUUUCAAUAUAGUCAUUUGCAUCAUGAACCUUGUUUUCAGAAUUUAUCCUUUGAACAAGUUGGUUUUAGAAUCUGUUAAGUGAAUUUAAGGAUCAUGUGUAUCAAACUCUGUCAUCUAGACGUUUGAGAAGAAUGUGUCAUAAAGCAUGGACCUCA
Rattus rattus (black rat) is the source of this 3150-nucleotide messenger RNA. RefSeq names its product signal sequence receptor subunit 1 (gene Ssr1). The transcript has 9 exons. Lineage: Eukaryota; Metazoa; Chordata; Mammalia; Rodentia; Muridae. Gene Ontology annotation, cellular component: endoplasmic reticulum; endoplasmic reticulum membrane. Bases 91 to 969 code for a protein of 292 amino acids. The record is from RefSeq and is a predicted model, not a curated record.